Molecule: messenger RNA, 1564 nt
Organism: Papilio machaon (common yellow swallowtail)
Lineage: Eukaryota; Metazoa; Arthropoda; Insecta; Lepidoptera; Papilionidae
Gene: exd
Product: homeobox protein extradenticle
Exons: 9
Coding region: 176-1363 (395 amino acids)
Biological process (GO): animal organ morphogenesis; embryonic organ development; regulation of transcription by RNA polymerase II
Cellular component (GO): nucleus
Molecular function (GO): RNA polymerase II cis-regulatory region sequence-specific DNA binding; DNA-binding transcription factor activity, RNA polymerase II-specific
Source: RefSeq, a predicted model, not a curated record
AAGGCGGCCAUUUUAUAGCUUCUUGAAGAAUAGGAACGAGCUGUAGUUUUCAUAUAGCGAAAAUUUAUUUGUUCUAGUUUUAUAAAUUAUUUUACACAAGCAUUUUUACUUACGUACAAAAAAGUAUACGUAUUUAGUGUAAGUUUAGUUAUAUUUAUGUAUUGAGCGAAGAGAAAUGGACGAUCCAAACAGGAUGAUGGCGCACAGCGGCGGGCUGAUGGGACCGCAGGGCUACGGCCUGGCUGGGGAAGGCGCCCCUACGGCGGGAGAGGGCGAAGCUCGUAAACAGGACAUUGGAGAAAUUCUACAACAGAUCAUGAAUAUUACCGACCAGAGCCUUGACGAAGCUCAAGCAAGAAAACAUACACUAAAUUGUCAUAGAAUGAAACCUGCCUUGUUUUCUGUGCUAUGCGAAAUUAAGGAGAAAACGGUGCUGUCACUUCGCAAUACUCAAGAGGAGGAGCCUCCGGACCCGCAGUUGAUGCGGCUGGACAAUAUGCUGAUAGCGGAGGGUGUGGCGGGUCCUGAGAAGGGUGGUGGUGCGGGUGCUGCAGCCUCUGCGUCAGCUGCCGCUGGCGAGUGGGGCACUGUGGCUCAAGCAGAUAACGCGAUCGAGCACUCGGACUAUCGUGCGAAGCUCGCCCAGAUCCGCCAGAUAUACCACCAGGAGCUGGACAAGUAUGAGAACGCCUGCAACGAGUUCACCACGCAUGUGAUGAACCUCCUUCGUGAGCAGAGUCGCACCCGGCCUAUCACACCCAAGGAAAUAGAGCGAAUGGUUCAAAUAAUUCACAAGAAGUUCAGCUCCAUCCAGAUGCAGCUGAAGCAGUCCACUUGUGAAGCCGUUAUGAUACUGCGCUCGCGGUUCCUAGAUGCCCGUCGCAAACGGCGCAACUUCAGCAAGCAGGCCUCCGAGAUCCUAAAUGAAUAUUUCUACUCACACCUCUCUAACCCGUACCCCAGUGAAGAGGCGAAAGAGGAACUGGCGCGCAAGUGUGGCAUUACUGUCUCACAGGUGUCCAAUUGGUUCGGCAACAAACGCAUUCGCUAUAAGAAGAACAUAGGCAAGGCUCAGGAGGAGGCGAAUCUGUAUGCGGCUAAGAAAGCAGCGGACCUGCCUUGGAUUGGUGCGUGCAGGCGCGAUGCUAGCUCCCCUCCGGCCCGACCCACCUCGUAUUACACAGCGGGGGCGUCGCCGUACUCAAUGGGGGCGGCGUCAGGCACGGCCACGCCCAUGAUGUCGCCGGCGCCCACACAGGACAGUAUGGGAUACUCUCUGCCCGCGCCCGGGUACGACGCGCCGCAGCCCGGAUACGACGCCGCCAUGGGCUAUGACCCCAUGCACCAGGAUCUCUCGCCCUAACUCUACUUGCGGUCAAUUAAAGGGCCCGAGAUUGCGAAUGUAAUCGUGCAGCUUCCACAUAAUUGCCAUUUACUACAUAACUUACUUUAUAUCUAGUGAGCAUUAGCGGUUAGGACAUUAAUGUAUACUAUGAACUUUAUGAAACAUUUUAGCUCUAAUAUUUUUGGACGGAACUUAAAUUUGCCCUGUAUUAUCUAUUUG